AUGGAAAUCAAAAAGUCCCGUGGUAUUGUAUCGACGCCUUGCCAUGCUGAUGUGGUUGAGGGUGGGUUUCCCAGUGCCCUGUAUCAAAGGUGGGUCAAAAGUAUAGUUGUCUCAAGUGAGCGCAACAUAAGCAGUAGAAAGCAAAAAAAAAUUACAGUGAAGCCUGGUAGAAAUCAACCAAGGUGA
This is a messenger RNA of Penicillium digitatum Pd1, 186 nucleotides long. The record is from RefSeq and is a predicted model, not a curated record. Lineage: Eukaryota; Fungi; Ascomycota; Eurotiomycetes; Eurotiales; Aspergillaceae.